Pelmatolapia mariae (spotted tilapia) is the source of this 402-nucleotide messenger RNA. RefSeq names its product linkage group 17 C1orf210 homolog (gene lg17h1orf210). The transcript is spliced from 3 exons. NCBI's taxonomy places the organism in Eukaryota, Metazoa, Chordata, Actinopteri, Cichliformes, Cichlidae. The record is from RefSeq and is a predicted model, not a curated record. The coding region runs from base 1 to 402 and encodes 133 amino acids.
AUGGCAGAAGACGACACUUUGACAGUCAAACAGACUGGCCACAGCUGGGAGUUUUUCGUGGCCGUCCUCGUCGCAGCCAUCUUAGUCACUGUUAUUAUUGCCAUUAUGGCUAAAUAUCAGGUGUUUCGGCGCUUCCUGGCGAGCUACAGACACACACGGCUGAGGGAGAGUGAUUCUAUUAGCCACUGUGACCCAUCAGGCCUGGAAGUGGGGUUUACCAUGCACGGAGGACGUGGAAUGCACCCUCACUGUAUGCCUCCAGUGAGCGAGGAGGAUGACGACGGCUUCAUUGAGGACAACUAUAUCCCGACAAGUGAGAGACAGAGGGCCGAGAGAGCGGCCGAGAACAUAGAAGAGGACACGGAGGAAGAGAUUUAUGACAGCGAAUUUAGCAUUGGUUAG